Molecule: messenger RNA, 1303 nt
Organism: Raphanus sativus (radish)
Lineage: Eukaryota; Viridiplantae; Streptophyta; Magnoliopsida; Brassicales; Brassicaceae
Exons: 3
Coding region: 281-892 (203 amino acids)
Source: RefSeq, a predicted model, not a curated record
UCACUUGCUUACCAUAGUUGCUUUGGUCUUGCUCGCAGGAGCAAAAUUCUACAUGAUGUCAGCCUCUCUGCUUUAUUCUUCUUCUAGAUGGGAGCCAGCUAAAUCUACCAGAACACAAACAAAACCCUAAAUUGCGGCUGUAUCUUCUUAGUCUUGUUCACUUUGAAAGCGAUCAUCACGUUGGAUCUGGUGAUUUCCUUUUCUCUCCGAUCGAGAGGUUGAUGGUCAUGGCCAGGUCGAACCAUCAUAACAGACUUCCUCGGAGGAAGCGGUGGGUUGGAUGUUUCAAAGCGUUGUCUUGUUUCGGUGCAAAGAAAGGAGAGAGACGAACACCACUCGAAAGGAGGCGUCUCAAGGUUCAAAUUUCUUCUGCCCUGCAACCUUUGCCCGAUACUAUCUCGACCAUGAUGCUCCGUUUUCUCAUGCUGGUGGAAGACUGAGCGUUUCGAGAGAUGCGGAUGUUUACCCAACUAACAGAAAUGGUCAACGCAUUUCCAAGCAAGACAUGGAACAACUUGAAGCAUACAGAGCUUCCUUUGGUUUCAGCUCAGAUGAUGUCAUCUCUACAAGCCAAUAUGUGGAGAUCACCCAUGUUCAAGAUGACUCAUUGAGACCUCGUAGUACCUCCUUGGAUACGUCAAAAGAUGAAGGGAUUAAUUUGUAUGGCGCAGAGGAAGAUAUCUUGAACCUGCAGAAAAGUGGCAACUUACAAGACCCGCUCGAGAUGCACAAUGAUCUUAUGCGGAGAUCUAGCACCUUCGGUAAUGGAGGUCAAGCAAAGACAAGCAGAAAGUACAAGACGGGUCUGUGCAGUUCGGAUGCAGAAAUCGAUUACAGAAGAAGUAGACGAAGCUUGGGGGAAGGCAAAGGAGAUUUUGCUUGGCAUUACUAAGAAACCCUUCUUACUCAUCUGUAGAGUUUAGUUUAGUUUUUGCUUUCUUUCUUUUGGGUUAUGUUCUGUGUGGUUUUUAAUUAGGGAGAAUUGGUAAAAAGAGACACUUUCAAUUUUCUAUUGUCAUUUUAGGAUUUUUCAUACUUUGGUCAAUUUUUGACUUGUUUUGUCAUUGGUUGAUGAGAAAAAUAGUAAACAUAAUUUUAAAAAUGUAAAAAAAUAUGAAAAGUAUUGGAAACAUAUGUAUGAUAAUUUAUAUGUUUAAAUUUAUUUUUUUAAAAAUAGGGAAUCAUAUUUUAUUUUCUCUUCUAGCCAAAAUAGAAUACACAUUCCGUUAGUCUGCUUAAUACAGAAAACCGAAACUAAGUAUAAUACAUAGAUAUAUCUCGGGUAUAUAACAUAAACUAAUGU